AUGCCAGACACUCCGCAGGCUUUAUUUUUCGACACGUUCGGCACAGUCGUCGAAUGGCGAUCCUGCGUGACCAGCGCGCUGACCACCAUCGCUCAGCAAGUCCUGCGCGAUCCACACAGGGAUAUCCCAACCGACGUGCGCCAGCGCGCAUCAGCGCUCGACGAGUCGGACUGGCUCGGGGUCGCCGAAGAUUGGCGGCGGUCUUACGGCGUGUUCACCCGCACUUUUGAUGCAUCCAAGCCCUUCAUAUCGGUUGAUCAGCACCAUCAUACCGCACUGCAAGAUCUUCUUCGGCAGCGGGGGAUUCGGGACUUGUUCAGCGAUGACGAGCUGUGGGAGCUGACGCUCGCCUGGCACCGGCUGGAUCCAUGGCCGGACAGUGCGCGCGGGCUCGGUCUGCUGAACAGCCGAUUCACCACAUCGACCCUGUCGAAUGGCAAUGUCUCGCUGCUGCAGGAUCUCAAGGAGCAUGGAUCCCUGCCCUUUGCCCACCUGGUCAGCUCCGAGAACUUCGGCGCGUACAAGCCUUCGCCGAAGGUAUAUCUGGGUGCGGCUAAGCUACUGGGGCUUGACCCGUCGCAGUGUGUCUUGGUUGCCGCGCAUCUCAAUGACUUGGAAGCGGCCAAGAGCUGCGGGUUCCAGACUGUCUAUGUAGAGCGGGAGAAGGAGGAGGCACGGUCGCCCGAGCAGGUGGCGCAGGCCAAGAAGGAAGGGUUUGUGGAUAUGUGGGUGGAUCUGAAUACAGGGGGGUUUAUCGAAGUGGCUCGGCGGUUCGGCAUUGAGGAACGGCCGUGA
Messenger RNA from Penicillium canariense, 795 nucleotides. Its product is annotated as haloacid dehalogenase, type II. Lineage: Eukaryota; Fungi; Ascomycota; Eurotiomycetes; Eurotiales; Aspergillaceae. The record is from RefSeq and is a predicted model, not a curated record. The coding region runs from base 1 to 795 and encodes 264 amino acids. Gene Ontology annotation, molecular function: hydrolase activity, acting on halide bonds, in C-halide compounds. The transcript has a single exon.